UCAAUAUUAGCAGCGAGUAAAGUAUAACUACAAUAUAACUACAAUAUUAUUGUAGUUCUCCAUGUUUUUGGUGUUAAAUAUGACGUAUGUACAGUAGUCAUAUUCACACCAAGAUUUAUACCGUUGAAGGCUACAGAUUACAGAGUCGGCAUAGUAGUUAAUCAAGCCGUUUUAAAAUUUUUUGGGAAGAAUGCAGGUGCGGCCUCACUUUCCAGAAUACAGCAUUGCCCGCCUAGAUUUCUGCCUGAAAAUGCUUCGUUAUGCGGUGAAGACCCGGCAAUAUACGAAUAAUCUCCUCUUAUCACCCUUCUCGGCGGAAGUUGCUCUUUCGAUGGCAUAUCAUGGUUCCACUGGUAGAACAAAAAAGGAAAUUUCGCAAGUAUUGGGCCUCCAUGACGACUACGGUACGCACGAUGUCGCGCACGCAUUGCGCCAAAUCCGGCUGGACGAAACCGCGGAAAAUGAGUACAACGACCUUGUGCCCAACGAUAAUCAUGAGCUGCAUAUGGCAAACGGUGCAUUCUUCGACAAGAAUGUCUACUUAAGCAGAAACUACAUAGCAGAAAUGGAGAAGCUGUUCCAAUCUGUCAUCCAGGACAUCGAUUUCAACGACGACCAUGAUGACGCCGCUGUCCGCUAUAUAAACGAGUUCAUCGAAGCACACACUAAAGACAACGUGCACGAUCUCCUGUCGCCACUGGAUGUGCCUAAUAUUGAUGCCAAAUUCAUUUUGGUUAGCGCGUUGCAUUUAAGAGCGCGUUGGGACCAGCAGUUCGACCGCACCAAGACCAGGAUCAAACCUUUCACGACGGCAGCCGGUAUUAGCGUUCUUGUGGAUACCAUGCAUAAAAGAUUCAUUAAUUACAAGGUCCAUCUAAGUAAGGAGCUAGAUGGAGCUAUGUUCCUGGAAAUGCCUUUUACGACGGGAUACUGCAGUGCCAUAUUUAUUCUACCAGGGAAGACGCUGCCUGGGAAAUCAAAACAAGCUACCCGCGCAUCGCCCGACCAAGGACUAGCCAGUUUGAUUAGAACGCUAACGGCGGAGAAGCUUCAGCAUGCGAUGAGGAUGUUAUGCUACCAGCUGCAUGUGACAGUGCAGCUGCCGCGCUUUCAUGUGGAACAGUGCUGGGAUCUGCAGCCCAUGCUAAAGUGGCUGGGGAUGCCAACAGCAUUUGACGAGGAAAUGGCUGAUUUUUCCGAUAUCUGCCAACUCUCGCAGCUUUCCGUACAGACUCUCAAGCAGAAAGCCUGCAUCCAUCUCGAUGAAGAGGGAGUGGACGCAUCAGUAACCACUGAGGUGGUGCUUAUCAGUGGAGGUGGUUCGGGAGAGGCCGAAUUUAUUGCCGAUCGCCCCUUCCUGUUUCUUAUACGUCAUGAGGCCACCAACACAAUUAUGUUGAUGGGACAUGUGUGCGAUCCCUCUCAGUAA
This is a messenger RNA of Paramacrobiotus metropolitanus, 1429 nucleotides long. RefSeq names its product serpin B6-like. The transcript is spliced from 3 exons. Gene Ontology annotation, molecular function: serine-type endopeptidase inhibitor activity. Lineage: Eukaryota; Metazoa; Tardigrada; Eutardigrada; Parachela; Macrobiotidae. The record is from RefSeq and is a predicted model, not a curated record. The coding region runs from base 191 to 1429 and encodes 412 amino acids.